CUCCGUCCGUCCGUCCUCCCGUCCUCUUCCUUGUGCCUUGUCCUGCUUCUCCACUCGCCACUGCCGCAUUCUGCCCAAGUUUGCCGUACUGCCGCAUUCCACCAGCCACCCACCAGGCCACCACCCAGCACUCCAGCCGCCAGAACAGAGUCUACGGCGCCGCCGUCGCACGACAGGAGAGGGAGAGGGAGAGAGACGCGGGCUUUGACUUGCCGCCGGUGCGUCCGUGCGUGCCUGGUGGGAGGAGUGGGAGACGCCGGUACAGUACAGGAGCCAUGGCGCCGAGCUGCUACGACGCGGCAGCGUCCAUGCUCCUCUGCGCCGAGGAGCACAGCAGCAUCCUGUGGUACGACGAGGAGGAGGAGGAGCUGGAGGCGGUCGGGAGAAGGAGAGGCCGGUCGCCGGGCUACGGGGACGACUUCGGCGCGGACUUGUUCCCGCCGCAGUCGGAGGAAUGCGUGGCCGGUCUGGUGGAGCGGGAACGGGACCACAUGCCGGGGCCGUGCUACGGCGACAGGCUGCGCGGCGGCGGCGGCUGUCUCUGCGUCCGCCGGGAGGCCGUCGACUGGAUUUGGAAGGCUUACACGCACCACAGGUUCCGCCCUCUCACUGCCUACUUGGCAGUGAACUACCUCGAUCGCUUCCUCUCGCUGUCUGAGGUGCCGGACUGCAAGGACUGGAUGACGCAGCUCCUCGCGGUGGCGUGCGUUUCUCUGGCCGCCAAGAUGGAGGAAACCGCCGUCCCGCAGUGCCUGGACCUUCAGGAGGUCGGAGACGCGCGGUACGUGUUCGAGGCGAAGACGGUCCAGAGGAUGGAGCUCCUGGUUCUAACAACCCUCAACUGGAGGAUGCAUGCCGUGACGCCGUUCUCCUACGUGGAUUACUUCCUGAACAAGCUCAACAACGGCGGCAGCACGGCGCCGAGGAGCUGCUGGCUCUUGCAGUCCGCGGAGCUUAUCUUGCGUGCGGCCAGAGGAACCGGCUGCGUCGGGUUCAGGCCGUCCGAGAUCGCCGCCGCGGUUGCAGCCGCCGUGGCCGGAGACGUGGACGACGCGGACGGCGUCGAGAACGCCUGCUGCGCUCACGUAGAUAAGGAGCGGGUGUUGCGGUGCCAGGAAGCGAUCGGGUCCAUGGCGUCCUCGGCGGCCAUUGACGACGCUACCGUGCCACCGAAAUCUGCGAGACGCAGGAGCUCCCCCGUGCCCGUGCCGCAGAGCCCUGUGGGGGUGCUGGACGCGGCUCCCUGCCUCAGCUACAGGAGCGAAGAGGCAGCGACUGCGACUGCGACUGCGACUUCUGCUGCCUCACAUGGGGCCCCUGGCUCUUCAAGCUCGUCCUCGACCUCCCCGGUGACCAGCAAAAGGAGGAAACUCGCCAGCCGAUGUGAUGGAUCGUGCAGUGACCGGUCAAAGCGCGCGCCCGCCCAAUGGACCAAAGAGUGAAUUGACUAGGGCGUCUGCUUGCUUUCUGAUCAAAGAGUGCAUUGAGAGGCGGCAAAAUGGAGGAAUAAAGGGGAUUUUGGCAUGACGAGGGCAAAGGAGUUGAUGAAUAAAGACGCGACGAGGUGGACAACACCUAAAUUGCCGAUCUUUUCUUUGCAAGGGGAGUAGGGGACCUGCUUGGGCCUGGGGGAGGGUAGUAGACAGCCCAGCACAAAAACCUGGUUGGUGUGCCACGACCACAAUGGGCGCGCCAGCCAUGGCUUUGUAGGAAACACAAGGGCGCUAGAGGAGAUCCGAUGGGAUGACUCAGAAUAAAGAUAGUGGAGGGACCAGACCGUAUGCAGUAUGUGCAACAACUAGGCACUGGCAUGCUUAUGCUCAAGUAAUCUGAUAACUUGAAUGUUGUGUAUCCGACAAACUGCUUCUGUGAAGAGAGAAAUGCAGGUAGACGAUGAAUGUAUGUGACAAAAAGAAUGUCCGACCCAGAUGAGAAAAUAAAAUAUGAAUCCAUGACAA
This is a messenger RNA of Zea mays, 1958 nucleotides long. Its product is annotated as cyclin-D4-2-like. Bases 276 to 1442 code for a protein of 388 amino acids. The transcript is spliced from 6 exons. The record is from RefSeq and is marked provisional. NCBI's taxonomy places the organism in Eukaryota, Viridiplantae, Streptophyta, Magnoliopsida, Poales, Poaceae.